AUGUUUCCCUCGCGAACUAUCCUACGAGCGCGUGCUCUACUAUUUGCGCUCGUCAUCGUAUUCACGCUCGUUUGGUCCUAUUCGCGCUGGCACACCUAUCCUCUUACCGAGCAAGCCCCGAUCACACGCCCUGUCUCCAACGACAGGCAUACGGAAGGCCACAUCCAAUUUUGGCGCCAAUUCCAGCCUCUGCUGACUGCCAAUGAGCCAAAAUGUGAACCACCUUUGAGGCUAGGAUCGGCACCUUCCAUCCGAUUCGAGCAGUCGAACCCCGAGGAUCGGCCGGAGCUGCUGGACAUGCUUCCAUUCGACGUGGAGACUAUGAAGAAUAAACACCGCGACUUUGUCACCGCGAUCAACACCAACCCACCUCAACUCAACUAUACCCGCAACACACGAGGCUUGGUUUCUACGGCGGGAGGCUCAUACUUGCCGGUGCUGGUAAUCUCGCUUCGGAUGCUUCGCAGAACCGGUUCAAAGUUGCCGGUUGAGGUCUUCCUCGCAAAUGAGGAGGAGUAUGAAAAGCACGUAUGCGACCUGGUCCUUCCAUCUUUGAACGCACGAUGCGUGGUAUUGUCGGAAAUUCUCGAUGCCGUCUCCGGAGAUAUGGAAAUCCAAAAAUACCAGUUCAAGUUGUUCGCCAUGCUGUUCUCCUCAUUCGAAGAGAUCCUUUUCUUGGAUGCCGAUGCGUUCCCGCUGCAGCGACCGGAAUUGCUAUUUGCAAAUGGACCUUUUCCCUCGACGAAUAUGGUCACUUGGCCCGAUUUCUGGGCCUCCACUGUAUCGUCGUACUACUACGAGAUCGCCUCCCAACCUUAUCCCGAAAACGCCGUCCGGCAGUCCAGCGAGUCCGGAGAAGUCCUCAUUUCGAAGAAGACGCACAUGAAAACCCUUCUGCUGAGCACCUACUACAACAUCUGGGGUCCCGAUUUCUACUAUCCCUUGCUAUCCCAAGGCGCAGCCGGAGAAGGCGACAAAGAAACAUUUGUCGCCGCCGCCAUGACGCUCCAGGAGCCGUACUACCAAGUCUCGGAGCCGAUUUGCGCCAUCGGCCACGGCACCGAAGGCGGUCUGGCCGGCUCGGCCAUGGUCCAGUUCGAUCCCAUCGAGGAUUACGCUCUGACACAGAAGGGAGAAUGGCGCGUCCAUGGCUCCAAGGCCCCGGCUCCCCGGGCCUUCUUCAUCCACGCCAACUUUCCGAAGUUCAACCCUGCCACAGUGUUCGACAAGCAAGCCGUGAACCCAGCUUUUGCCGAUGAUGGUAGCUACACCCGCGCGUGGACUAUCCCCGAUAAUGUGGUCCGGGCGUUCGACACCGACGCCGAAAAGCAGUUCUGGGAAGAGAUCCUUUGGACCGCCUGCGAACUCGAGGAUAAGUUCAGCACCUGGAAAGGCAAAAAGGGCAUUUGCAAGGGAGUCACGAGAUAUUGGAAUGCCAUGUUCGGGAUUGGGCAUUCUCGAUGA
Molecule: messenger RNA, 1464 nt
Organism: Aspergillus sclerotioniger CBS 115572
Lineage: Eukaryota; Fungi; Ascomycota; Eurotiomycetes; Eurotiales; Aspergillaceae
Product: alpha-mannosyltransferase
Exons: 1
Coding region: 1-1464 (487 amino acids)
Biological process (GO): mannan biosynthetic process
Cellular component (GO): Golgi apparatus
Molecular function (GO): alpha-1,2-mannosyltransferase activity
Source: RefSeq, a predicted model, not a curated record